Molecule: messenger RNA, 1779 nt
Organism: Callorhinchus milii (elephant shark)
Lineage: Eukaryota; Metazoa; Chordata; Chondrichthyes; Chimaeriformes; Callorhinchidae
Gene: lgi3
Product: leucine-rich repeat LGI family, member 3
Exons: 8
Coding region: 53-1714 (553 amino acids)
Biological process (GO): regulation of exocytosis
Cellular component (GO): synaptic vesicle
Molecular function (GO): protein binding
Source: RefSeq, a predicted model, not a curated record
CUGAGGAUGAUCCGCGUUAUUACCAGCUGAAGGCUCUACACAAGCCUCACUGAUGAACCAGCAGCCAGGGAUGAUGUACGUUGGUGAGAAAGGCUCUGGGAGGCGAUCGCCUCUGGCGGUGGGUUUGAUGUUCUGGAUCUUCUGCCUCGGGGUCUUGGUGGAGGCUAAGAGACCACCCAAAUGUCCUCUGACCUGUUCCUGCACUAAAGACAGCGCCUUCUGUGUUGGUUCCAAGGCAAUUCCACGGACCUUCCCGAUGGACGUUAUCUCUCUGACAUUUGUGAGUGCCAAAUUCACUCAGAUCCCAGCGGGGGCCUUUUCCCACUUGCCGACCUUGCAGUUCCUAUUGCUGAACUCAAACCAGUUCACUUAUAUCAAGGAUAAUGCAUUCUCUGGUUUAUCACACCUGCAGUAUCUCUUCAUAGAAAACAACGAGAUCCAGUCACUCUCCAAAGACACCUUCCAGGGUCUCAGAGCACUGACCCAUCUAUCUCUGGAGAACAAUAAGCUUCAGGCACUUCCAAGAGGCAUUUUCAAGGACCUCAGAAUUCUGACAGACUUAGAUCUUCGGGGCAACGCCUUCCACUGCGACUGUAAAGUGAAAUGGCUGAUUGAAUGGCUGAGGACCACCAACGCCAGCAUUGCCCCCGUGCAGUGUGCCAGUCCGGCCAAGUACCAGGGCCACAAAGUCUCCCAGCUGCCCAUCAAGGACUUUGCCUGCAUAACCACAGAGUUCAUUCUGUAUCAGACACUUCCUUUCCAGUCCAUUUCAGUGGAGCCCUUUGGAUUCGCUGAUGACCUCUAUGUUACCUUCGCACAGACUAACGGGGGGAACUGCACCUUCCUCAAAUGGGAUCACAUCGAGAUGGUCUUCAAGAGGUCUGAGAACAUCUCUGCUCGUGCUGCUGUCUAUUGCAAGCCCUUGGUGAUCGACGGGCAGCUCUUUGUGAUCGUAGCUCAGCUGUUCGGUGGCUCCCAUGUAUACAGGUGGGACGACUUUGGCGGCAAGUUCAUCAGGAUCCAGGACAUCGACGCCACCAAAACACGCAAGCCCAACGACAUCGAGACCUUUCAGAUUGAGGGCGAGUGGUAUUUUGUCAUCGCGGACAGCUCGAAGGCGGGGGCGACCACCAUCUACAAGUGGAACACGAACGGCUUCUACUCCCAUCAGUCGCUGCACGUGUGGCACAGAGACACGGACGUGGAGUUCGUGCAGCUGGACGGCAAACCCAAGCUGAUCGUCUCCAGCAGCACUCAGACGCCCGUCGUAUACCAGUGGAACUGGGCGCGGAAGCAGUUCGUCUACCAGAUGGAGAUCCCCGGCAUGUUGAAUGUUCAUGCGGUGAAGCACUUCAGGAUUAAGAGGGACAUGUACCUCUGCCUGACCCAAUUCAUCGGCGACUCCAAGGUGGUGAAGUGGGAGAAUCACAAGGUGACCACAAACCAGGUUCUCCCAUCUCGAGGCACUAUGAUCGCCCAACCUCUGCAGAUCAUACAGUGGCACUAUCUGGUUCUAGGCAGCGACUUCUCGCUGUCUACCAUUUACCUGUGGGACGCGGGCGAGAUGAAGUUCGCCAGGUUCCAGGACUGGAAUCUGCGUGCUCCGCGCUCCUUCAAGCUUGUGUCCAUCGACAACUUUGACCUGGUUCUGGCUUCCAGCUUUAAAGGGAACACCGUGAUCUACAAGCAUAAUAUCGUGGAUCUGAGCGCUUAAUGUGUUCGAUUCCCGGGCGGGGUGAAGCGUUAGGCAAGUCUGCUUAACAUUGUGACUGGCACACA